Messenger RNA from Oryzias latipes (Japanese medaka), 9420 nucleotides. The record is from RefSeq and is a predicted model, not a curated record. Lineage: Eukaryota; Metazoa; Chordata; Actinopteri; Beloniformes; Adrianichthyidae.
CACCCACACACACACACACACACACACACACACACACACACACAAAAAGCAGUCCUGGACUACACAGCCCAAAUCCUCUUGGUGAGGGUGGUGGCUGGUAAGGGCCAGCUCGCAGGGGCCGCCUCAGGCAGGGCAGGAGUGGUGCCGCCGCCCUCCGCAUCGGGUCAGACGUGUUCUGGGCGGUUCGAGAGAGAGCUUCAACAGUUGGCUCGUUCAGCGUCCGCAGCUCUCACUGUCCGGAUGGUGCUUCAGCUGGACCCCAGACCGGUUCCCCGUCGGACAGCAGGAGGAGCGCAUGGAGCUGUCUGCUGACCGGACGCUGCGGCUCAUCUCCUGCUGUGGAGCCGGCAUCAGAAUGCUGCAGCCCGCUGCCCGGUGCCUCGCCGCUUCCCGGCUGCCGACUCAGGAGCCUGGCACGACUCGGCACAGAACCGAUGUCCCCUGAAUCCAGGUAAAGUUGAGUGGUGUGAAGCGGUCGGCGUGCGCCGGCUGUCAUUGUUUUUACGCAUGACGAUGGCUCGCGCCUGUCUGCUCUGUGUCUUGCUGAGCCGUUGGUGCCGCAGCUGAUGAGGGAGGCUUGUCUGUGGCCGUCUGGUCGGCUCCACCUGCCCCCGUCGCUGGCUCCAAAACACCUUUUUAUUGCGAUCAAGUGACAGACAACUUGUUGGUUCCAGGGAGCGAGAGGCUUUGGGGAACAAGGGAGCCGCUCAUCUGCAUCUGCAAACAUGAGGAAGGUUCUGUGUCCAGCAGGUGGAAGCCAUCCGCAUGCGUGGCCCCUCUGAUGCUGUCAGUGUUUGGUCAGCUGGAAGUCAAAGUUGGCUCACAGCCGCGGAAGCAGAGCUCUGCCGGGCAUGCUGCUGCUUGGCCAGGCAGAGCCCACCACGAUCCAGCUUCUCUGCGUGCCCUGCAUACAGAUCACCCCUGACAGAACACACCGUGGAUGCUUGAGCAUCAUUUCAUAAAUCACCCCCACCCCCAUGUUUAUUUUGAAGGGGUGUCAACUUGAUGUGGAUCAGAGGGUCUGUGAAGGUCAAUGUGAAAGGCACAGGUUUUUGUGAGAGCACAAAUACUGGGGGGUCAGAUUUUUUCCAAUACUUUGUUAUCCGAUUGGAUUGAGAACAAGCAAGGAGACCAAAUAAAUUUACAUUAAGCAAGGAACUUAAUGUUUUUAUGCACACUGUGAUGAUUCCUUGGUUAUGAUUGCAAUCUAACAAAAUGCAGUCAUGUCACAUUAUUUUUGUUACAAUUAAUGUAAGCCUGCUCGUUUUAAGAGUCUUUUAUAGUUGAUCUUUUAUCUACAGUCAGAUUGAAAUUUUUAAAAAUCCUGUUUUACAGAAAUCUUGUGUUUUUUGUGUGCAUCUGCUUUAAUCUGUUCUUUGUUGCAAAAUUAUUCUCAUGAUUCUUGACAAAAAUAUUUAUGGGCUUCCCUCUAUUGGGUUGCAACAAACCAUUGUCCCUCUUUCUGCAGCGUAUGCAGAAACAUCACAUUUCCCUGUUUCAGGCUUCUCAUAGAGGCGCAAACACAAACUCUGGAGAACCCAUGAGCAAGUUUUAACCUGAGGUUUUAUGGCUCAGUUGGCUGCAUGCAGAACUGAUUGGUGGGAAACAAGGAUUCACUUCCCAGGGGGCGCAACGAGCUUCAUCCAGUGUGGGUCCUUUGGCUUUUGGCAUGACUAGACCAGCUCCACAAAGUCUUGAAUUGUUUUGGCCAUGAAGACUGAAAAGGAACCAAGAGGAACUGCGGGAAAAACCGCAUCUCGCAAGGGGAGAUCCCUACAUUUUUUAUGGGGCAGAAAAAAGAAGAAUAGGAUGAUUAAAGGCAAGCUGCGUAUGCGUUCUUUGCCGGGAGCGUUCUUAGUGCUCGGGAUCAUGGUUGUGGCGGUUGGAACUGCCCUGGCUGUUGCAAGUUACUGGCCGUACAGCUUAUCCAAUCCCCCUGUGAUGGGAACAACAGAGGGGGACUGCCUUCCGGGGUCACAGGAUUCUGGUUGGAGUCUGGGGGCCAAGGGGCUGUUGUCAUCAAGCAACUUCUUCUACACUGAGCGCAUGAAGAUGCUGGGGCCUAUCAUCAUAGGGGUGGGGCUUUUCAUCCUCAUCUGUGCCAACACCGUCCUGUAUGAGAACAGGGACAGAGAGACUCAGAUGCUCCUGGCUCAGAUGCGCAAUGUCAUCUGCUCCGUGUCUGCAGCCGUGCCUUCAGCUGGUCUCAGGGAGAUGGCGGCCGCCAACUCCAUGGCCAAACGUUAUCAGUGGGUGAGCAGUCUGCCUGCUGCUCAUGUCAGCCUCUGUGUGCAGCAUCUGGCCAGCUCUGAACCCUCGCUGCAAACCAGAGGCUCCACAGCUGGCGCUGUUCUGCAGGCUGAAGCUUUCCACCACUGUGAGACAGAGUCUCCUCCAUCCCUCCAAUCCUUCAGUUCAGACUUGUUGAAUACCAGUCAGACAAAAUGUAUCGGUAAACCCAAGGAGCUUGCUGAACGAGCCGCCUCCAAUCUGCAAGCUGCCUUGCUCCCCAGCUAUGACGUCUGUCUUGCCUCCACCAACUCCAUGUCUAUGCUGGAGUGCGAUGGGGUGAACGUCUCAGCUGUCCAGCCCAGGCGCUGCCACAGCAUGAGCUGCAGGACUAACCCUUACAGAGCCUUCACCAGACUGCCCCCACUGCCAGUUCCACUGCAAAAACUGGAGAUGAGCAAAGCAGAAAGCAGUUCUCAGGUUUGUGUGACCAUCACAGAGGAGGCUCAAACCCACAGCAGCUGGCCUUGUCUGAACCUUGGAAGUGGGAGACGAUACCUGAAACUGGAGAACAAAGAGGACUCCGUGGACAGGCUGCUAGAUCAACAGUGUUCUUCCUGGGAUAAGAGCUUUGGCUCUGGACCUUUCCAGUAAUGUCUUCAUUGAUGACCUGCCUGACUUGGAUUUUUGAUUUAGAAUACUCGUAGACUCCACAAACUACGGUUUACAAUCAGAAAGCAAUAUUUCACAGUGAAUCUGUCACUGCGACAUUCAGGGGACUGAACAGCAUCCAUUCAAACAAGGUGGAAUCAUCUUAACUUCUGCAGCAGUGCAUGAAAUAGACCUAUUCUAUGGAAACAUCAGCUGCAGGAGAAUGAAUCUUUUUUUUCCUCUGAGAAAUCACUUCUGAACUAAAACAUCUGGUCGUACAGUGUAGUGACAGCUAACAGCUGAUUCACACUCAGUCAGAAGUGUCUUGCGAACUCCUUUGUGCAUGACAAGCCAUCUUUUUCCGCUGGGACAUCAUAUACUUUGGGUGAGGCUCAUCAAAAACCUUCUUGCUGGAUAUUCUCACUGCUGCACAUUCUCUAAGCAUUGUGGUGUAUCUUCAGUCACAACAAUGGUAAAAAUGACAAGAUUCCUCAGCUCAGAUGGUUUGACGGAUUUUCUUAACGAUUUGCUGGAUAUUUGAAUGCACUUCUUAUCAGACCUUUCAAUGCCAGUAGAUUGGUCUAUUCCACCUUCUACAUCACUUUCCCUUCCAUGCAGAUUGUUACCAAUGACACAAUAAUGCUACGUUCACACCUGGCAUGUGACGAGUGUUCUUGUGCUUUGAAUAUGAUGUUCACACUGGACUGUCACUACCUGAAACAAGUGCAUAUCCACCUCCUACAGUUGGAAAAGGCUUGGCGCAAAAUGUCAAAGCAGUGUAAAUCUUGUGAAUCUUGCUUCAGGCUCUUUUCUUUCACUGUUCUUUUCCCAUUUAUAAAAGAUUUGGUGUCAUAUGAUUCUGGACAGGCGCAAAUUGCAAUUAUUAAUUUCUCCUUCAUGUAUAAUUUUCAAACAGUUGGCACUUCUGUGAAUGAAAAGGGAUCCACACAUCCCUAGCAAAUUUGAGUCCCUGAUUGCUUAAAGUUCAACCUGCUUCAACUUUCAGCUUGCAUUCAAUAGACUCUCAUUUUGUAUGUAGAAAAACAGCCUUUUAAAAAAAUGUAUGUAGCGAUGCACAGAUGCAAGAGUUUUGAAUGUGGAAAUGCAAAAUGGCGUCUAUUCUUACAGAGGAUGAAUCAGCUUUAAUGCAGCCACUACAGACAACUAUGUCAUUCUUACUCCAAAUGCAAUAAAUAGCAACUUUAAUGCAGCUUAACACUUAUGCAAACUUUUUUGUUGUUGUUUGUGGUGACUCUCCAGUAAAUGAAUGCAUUACAACUAUUUCUUCAGAGUUCAUGCGCUCAGCACCAAUCAUGACAACACUGUGCUUUCCUGUCUGCCUGCAUGUUUGUCUGUACUGCACUCUAAACAUGCUUGAACUUGGUCUCCACUGCAUCACAUUUGUCUCUAGUGCAGGUGUCUUUGCGUCUACUCACAUCAGAGAAUCUGUUGUCUUUACUCCAAAGUGUGGUUUGUUUGGCUGCUGUGAUUCCUUUGUUUUAUAUUUGGACUUGUUGACUGGACUCUGAAACAGUACAGAUCUGGUAUGAUUUCUUAAAGGGUGUUAUUUGCCAAUGCCGUGACAUAACUUUUGUUAUUCUUGAGUUGCUGACAAUGGUUUAGAUCUGAAACCAUUAUUUUUUUUCCAUUUAACUCUAUAUAAAUUUUGCAUGUUGUCUCUUUCUUUCCAUGUACAGACCGAUGGUAAACCAGUGCAUAGUGCCACCUACUGUUUGGGGGUGUGAGAAACAGUGUCAUGUAUCAUCGUUUUGGACAAUGCAAACUCUGGCUAGAGAAACGUCAGAAAAGCUAAUUAAUUGUGCUCUAGCAUAGAUAUGUAUGGAUAAUGUGGUAGUGUCAAAGUCUUUGUGAUCUGUAUUUUUUUUUGUCCAUCAUGCUCAAAGCGUUCAUCAGCCCAGUUUUUUAUUUCCGCUGUUUGAAGGCCAAACAAAAGUCAGAUGGUAAAACCAAAGCAGAGUGUACAGGACUACAGUACAAAAGCUAACAGAUACAUUAUAAAUGAAGCAUCAGCCAUAACAAACAGCUUUGUAGCACGUUCAGCUCGUCACGAGCUAAAAGCUGUUUGUUUCUUGUUUUUCUAGGGUGGUAAUUGUAAUAAAUGUCUCCAGGCUUUAAAAGCUUUUUUUUUCUUCUGCUCAUUAAAGUGUGAAUGGAAAAGCAGCUGGCUUUGCAGAGGCAGUCUGUGUGUCUCCUUACAGAUUAGAGGUUUAACUGUAAACAACUGAAUUUAGUUCUGUUUGGUUUAUUCCCACAGUAAAUAGCCCAUUUAAUGUCACCUUGAGGCAGACAAAGCAAGCAGAUGUUCUUCAAAAUCAGGUUAAAAUGUUCAAAUUCAUUCCAUUACAAACCAAAGUGUUAUAACAAGAAGUUUCCAUUUAUUUAGUUGCUAGAUGAGGAACCAGUAGACUGUGUGAAGCAUCGUCAUUGCAGCCCCCCUGUGCUGUCUAAUCUCACCAAUGAUCUAAUAACACAGUGAGCUUGUUGUGAUGUUCAGAUAGUUGCCUAAAAGCAUUGAAAUUUUCGGUUUAUGGAUCUGCAUCUGCAGAAGGUCGACCACUUUCCUGUAGUCCAUCAUGCAGUCUGAUGGCUGCAGAACUGAACACCACCUGUCCCAAAUUGCGAUUCCUGCUGUUUAUUUCUGGGUAGUCUGUUUAUGUCAAUAGCUGUUGUUCAAUCCAGGUACAGGUACAGUUAGCUUGACAGUUUACAACAAAUAUUUCAAUAAUUACGGGAAUGUAUUUGACUAAUAACAUGCAGACUACUCUCAGAAAAGCCAACCUGUGGCUCAAACUCAGUACUAAAGCAGUGCCAAACCCUAAAAAGAAACUUCCUUCCAAAAGGUAUAGUUCAGCGUUAAAACUCCAUGAAAGGUUUCUUUUCGCUAUAGGGUUGUGUCUGAAGGUGGGGCUUUGUGUCUUUAUCCCGUGAUUAAUGAGGCAUUUAGCAUGACAAGCUGACUAUAUUCUGAUCUUUAGCGUUGUUCACUGAAUGUCAGAAAAGGUGCUGCUACAAACAAGGAUAAUGAAAAUUGUUCUCCAGAAAGCAGUGAUGCCGUAGACGGGAUGAUGCUUUCAAAAUAUCUUUGGCUCCUCCAAGUGUAAGGGUGGCUUAUCACUAAUGUGCGUCAGUUUUGAGUAUGACCAAGGGUCUUUUUCCUUUCUGAAGAUUCAGAUUUUGCAGUGUGGGUUUGCUUUUAAAAUUUGCAAGUUAUUUUUUAUCUAAGCAUUUCUGCAACACACCUCCAUAUCCCAAGAUCUUCCUUCUAUGGUAACAGAUUUGUUUCCAUGGUGAAAACUUGCCCUUCAACUGUUUUCUUUAACCUUUAAGUCUAAUCCAUGUUAGUACAAUUUAGACAGAUUUUUGACCUACUUUUGCUGAUUAUUUCUAUACACAAAUUUUUCAAACGUAUGAGUUUCUUCAUUGAAACAGAGUUAUGAGAAGCCCAACAGCUCCACUGUGACUUCACAAGGUCACCAACAUGUUUAGUCACCUCUAGUCUGAAGAUUAUUCCUAUUCGAUAAAUGUGAACUCGACAUUUGUCAUUUUUCCUUUCUCUUUCCUUUCUUCUCUCUUUAAUGAACAAUAAUUCCUUAAUCUGCUAUGCCUGUGUUGUGAAUCUAAUUCAAGGCAAAUACAGCUCAUGAAGGCUGCCUUUUCAAUUAUUUGCUAAAAUAAGCUCCUGGUAGGUAACAUCAUGUAACCAGCUGUUGCUCAGUAGACGUAGACGUCAAAGAAGAUUUUGGGUCUCACAACAAGCAGCCACCAGGACCCAUUCUUAAAUAGCAUGAAAACAAUUUCAAUUCCUCUAUUGUUCUACAGUGAAACAUUUUCAGUUGUAAUCAUCCCUAGCAGCAUGGUGGAGUGGCAGGGGGCAACUUCUCUCAUGGUAAUUAUUCUCAGCAGAGCCUUCUGCGCAUUUCCAAACUUUUCCCUUCUUAUUAGGUUUUGUGGUCCCCUCAGGGCUGGUAUGCAGCUCCUCUUGAUUUCUUCUUGUUUAAUUGGUCGUCCAAGACCUGCAGGGUUUCUAACAGCUCAUAAAGCUGGCAGACUGAAACUUCUCCCCUUUGCAACAGGAGCGAAGGACUGUAAUUCACAACAGGAGGCCAAGAAAGGGCAAACAUAUACAAACUGCUCUGCUUGCUGGUCUAAAAUGUUUAACAAAGCACAGACCAGAAGCAGUAUAUUUAAAGUCCCUCUCUGACCAUCUUUUAUUAAAAAGUUCUUGUCAUUAUCAUGAUGUCGUUUUUUAGCCAAUCUCCAGAAACCUGUGUUGUUUUUUGGACAUAGUUUCUGCAGAGCAGAAGCUUCUUAGAAAUUCCCCUCUGAAAGCACAUCCCCAUUUCCCAUCAUCCCUCUGUUUACUGACUCUCCUGCUAGCUUGCAGCCCCUCACAACCCCAUGCUAUCAUUAGCAAACAAAAAUAUAGGAGCUAUCCAGUCGAUCCGUUUUAGCCAAAUGCCAGCUCAGGCGAGAAAAAUGAAGACGUGCAUAGAUCUAUUUGUCUGAAAGAGGAUGCAUCAGAAAGGAGCGGAGCACGGAGCUUGUUGCCUGCUGACUGGAGCACCUACAUCACAACUACAACCUUUUUCAACAACAUUUAUUUGUCUGCCCCUGAUCCAUGAAGAUUUGAAUAAAGAAAUAUUCAGAAACGCAAUUUUAAGCUUAAUAUUCUUAUUAUAUGUUCUCCAUCAGGAAAAUGCUACAAAAAGACCAUAAACCAUUUUCACUUUAAGAAAGUAAGUCGAAUGUGAGGACAUGGAACUGUUGUCUCUACUGGGAAUACCAUUUUCAUUAUCACACUGUCAAUGAUUUUCCUCAGAAAAUAUGCAGUCGUGCCAGGAAAACAUAGGCUGCUACAAAACAUGCUGCAAAUCAUGAUAUAAGCCGGUUAGCUGUUACCCCAUCUUAUCUUUGUUUAAGAGUAAACCUCAUAUAGUACUUUUUCUUUUUAAUUAGCAUUUUGGUUUAAAUUUGGCAGGUUUUCCUGCUCACAGUUUCAGCUCAUUCUUUAAUGUUUCAGAGUCCGUGCUUCACAAUGUGUUUUACUCACUCACCUAUUGUCUUAACUUUGUAUCUUUCAAAUGAAAAACUCUAGAAACAUCGCCGGCUGUCAUAAAAAUUUGAAUCGUCCUAGCUGACAGAAGCAGGAUGCGCGUCCUCUCACAGCAAAAGAGUUCCUUGUUCGACUCUUAGGUGGAUGCUUUUAGCACGUGUGACGGGGUUCUUCUUAGCAGUGAAUAAAUAAAUCACCCUAAAAUAAGAUGACCAAGCCAGCUGACUCCAAAUUUCAAACAAUCGGAUUUUAUUGAUUCCAUUACAAUAAUCAAAUAAUUUAUUCAACUGAUUCUGGCAGAGCCUGUUGCCACCACUGCAACCCAGACUGGUCCCCCAUAACUGGGAAACGUUCACCCAUUAUAAAGGCUUAGCCCCUCCCACAGGCCAGUUCACCAAACACUUCCUUAAAACAAAUUUCUGCCUUCCAACCUGGAGGAUUCUUGAACAUAACACCAAAAUUACAAAUAUUUAACAAAAAACAACAGUAACAAUUGAAAUACAGAAAUAGGUUAGAAAAAAAAUAAUUAGACAGGGAAACAAAGCAAAAAACAAUUCUGAAAUAUGAAGUCACUUCCUGUUUGCUGUGGAUAUGUAUGCUGAUUUGCACAAAUACUCUGGUUUGGCUGUUUGUGCAGAGAAACUUAAAUGGUGAGUAAGAUUCUGUUUAAAACCAAGUGUGCACCCUUAGAAUCAAACAAAAUAUGAAAUGUGAAUGAUUUUUUUUUUGCCUGGGCGUGUGCAUGUGUCCAGUGAGACAACAGAGACAAGACAAACAAUUGAGGCGGGUGUUCAGGCGCUGUCCUGCAACCUCUGACGCUACUUUGUCACAGCAAGUUUUCCCUGUGCAUGUGUGGGUUUUCAGUUCAGUUCGGUUUCCUCGCACGGUUCAAAACAAGUGUCGUGUUAAAUCAAUUGGAAUCACAGUUGUCUUUCUCUUUUUACGCCCUGUUAUGUCUAGGUGUUGUAAGAUGACUACACAAAAAAUCACUCAGAACAGAUUAAAAUGGCAUAUUUAAAAGACAAAUGACUCCAACAAAAGGAUGUAAAGCCAAAAAAAAGCUGGCAGAAAAAUGACAGGGCAAUUUUAGCUUCUUGAAGUCUAAAAUAUAGGUUUUCUAUUGUCAAGAGUACAGGCAAAUGGAUUUUGACUCAAAUCUUAACUGUGCUGAUUUUGAGAAAAGCUUGGACACGGCAAAGAUAAGUUAAAACAACUUCAAAGGUAACAAACCCUGAAUGUCUAAAAAUGAGGUUUUAAAUCUUUGCAAGUAUCAAAUAGUUUGCAGUGUGAUCUGUUUUGAUUGUUCUAUAUCUGUCCUUAACUGUAUCUUAAAUCUAUCCGCUCUCUCGGCAUGAUGUUUUCCCAUUUUUAUGGUCCCAACUUGGAUAUUUAUGAAAUAAAUCCUGCAUUUGUACCUCCUUAAUUUAUUUUGAGAAUGUCUUCAAUAAAGUUGUCUGUUUCCCUGA